CUCGCGAGCGCUCAGACUAGUCUCCGCCCCUCCAGUCAUGAGAGCGGACUACGCGAGCCACCUAGUGCGCUCUCCCAUCGUCUUCGAGCUCUUCCUAUUCUCCUACCUCAUCUCUGCCCUCUGUCUUCAGAACGUCAAUAUCUACAAGACGGUUAGCGACAUUCGUUUAGUGCGCUCUAAUUAGAAUAGACGCCUCCCACAGAAUGCGUAUCUCGUGGACUACAACUUGGUGCUGUUCACGGUGGCCGUCCUACUCCGUAGACCCGCUCUGUGUGCCCUUAUGCAGUUGCAGACCCACCUCAUGCAGGGAAGGGGGAGGAGGACUGGACUGAGGCACUGGCUGCAGUUGAGGAAGGUUCUUGUUGUGGUGGCCACUGUCCUAGUCAUCGUUUGGUCGGCCAUCAAACUAAUCAGCAACACUUCUCUCUUUAACCUUCUCUUCCUCUUCUACCCACUCCUCCUCUAUCUGUCUCUGUUUGGGUUCACAAUGGAGCCUCGGGUCCACCGGGCUAAAUUCCAGCCCCCCAGGGGAUUCAUGGACGACGCCGAGGGCCGAAAGACCCCCCGGAAGAUAUUUGUCCCCCUACCGAUCCCGGCGAAUCCGCAGACCCUGGGACCGAUGUUUGUCCUGCAGGGACGAGGCCCCAAUUCCGAAACCUCCUGGCAAUUUUCUCAGCCGAUGAGCGAGGAAGAAAUGUCUGCAUACGAGAAAUCUCGCGACGGCCCGCCGCCGAGAUUUGAACUCAAGUACACCUGGGAGUACACGCUGUUGCUUCAUGCGGACCCGGAGGAGGUGAGGAGGGAGGUCGAAGUUCUGAUAUCGGAUCUGAUCGUGAGGCUGAAACAGCUGCUGUUCAACUCCCUGUUCUGUGCCUACUACGUCGGGUUCAUCCCCAUGCAAUUUGCCGAUAGUCGACUGUACUAUGACAAGUGGUGGUGUAUGGAGCAUGCGUUCUUGGUGUGGGCCAACUCAUUUGUGAUCCUCAGCACCCAUCUCCUCCCUCCCUCCUACUGCCAGCUCCUCUUCCAGUGCUCCAUGAACCUUGGCUGCUGGGCCAGAUGCACCCACAGUGACACUCACAACGUAUGGUCCCCAGACAUGGUGUGGCCGUGUGAGGCAGUGGUCCAAUGGAACGGAGAGUCAUUCAAGGGGGAGGGACCACAGAAUGUCUCCAUUCCUUGCAAUUCCUCUCAGGAAUUCUUCUACUUUUUCUUCAGCUCCAGACAUCACGUCUACACCUGGCUGCUGGCCAUGCAGUGUGUCCUCAUAGCAUUCCAGAUUGUCGUACUCCUGCGCUGCGUGCUUUGGUACCAGUUCCUGAGUCUCUCGGUCUUCCUUACCUUCAACAGCUACAUCUUCUACGUCCUGCUCUACAACAGACUUCGCUGCAGGCAGACCAGACUCAUUACAUGACGUGACUACUCUGUACUAGUCAUUGAUAUUAUCUCUUUUUUAUGGUACUCAAGUUCUUCUCGCAGUUGAGGAUGCAAAGCUGCAAAGCUGCAAAGCUGCAUAGUUCGUGUUAUUACAGUCGUGUGCAGUACGUUGACACCCUUAUUUAGGGGGGACAGCA
Messenger RNA from Geodia barretti, 1574 nucleotides. The record is from the annotation of a GenBank genome assembly. Lineage: Eukaryota; Metazoa; Porifera; Demospongiae; Tetractinellida; Geodiidae.